AUGGCUUUCCAUGUGGAGGGAUUGGUGGCAAUCAUUGUGUUCUACCUUCUGAUACUGCUGGUUGGAAUAUGGGCAGCAUGGAGAACGAAGAACAGCGGCAGCGCGGAAGAGCGCAGUGAAGCCAUCAUAGUUGGUGGCAGAGACAUCGGUCUGUUGGUGGGAGGCUUCACCAUGACAGCCACCUGGGUAGGAGGAGGGUACAUCAAUGGAACAGCCGAAGCAGUUUAUGUACCAGACUACGGUCUAGCUUGGGCUCAGGCACCAAUCGGAUAUUCUCUUAGUCUGAUCCUGGGUGGUCUGUUCUUUGCAAAGCCUAUGCGUUCCAAGGGCUAUGUGACCAUGUUGGACCCGUUUCAGCAGAUCUAUGGGAAACGCAUGGGUGGACUCCUGUUUAUCCCUGCACUGAUGGGGGAAAUGUUCUGGGCUGCAGCCAUCUUCUCUGCCUUAGGAGCCACCAUCAGCGUCAUCAUUGACGUGGAUGUGCACGCGUCGGUCAUUGUCUCUGCGCUCAUCGCCACCCUCUACACGCUGGUGGGCGGCCUGUACUCCGUGGCCUACACGGACGUCGUCCAACUCUUCUGCAUUUUUGUGGGACUGUGGAUUGGCGUCCCCUUUGCACUGUCGCAUCCUGCAGUCUCUGACAUUGGAUUCACAGCUGUGCACACCAAGUACCAGGCACCUUGGCUGGGAACCAUUGAACCAUUCGAAGUCUACAGUUGGCUUGACAGCUUUCUGUUGUUGAGUCUCGGAGGGAUCCCAUGGCAGGCCUACUUUCAGAGGGUCCUCUCGUCAUCCUCAGCCACCUACGCUCAAGUGCUGUCCUUCCUGGCAGCUUUUGGUUGCCUGGUGAUGGCUGUCCCCUCUGUGCUCAUUGGAGCUAUUGGAGCAUCUACAGACUGGAACCAGACUGCGUAUGGGUUUCCAGACCCUCAAAGUAAGAAUGAAGCAGACAUGAUCUUACCUAUCGUCCUGCAGUACCUCUGCCCUGUGUAUAUUUCUUUCUUUGGUCUUGGUGCAGUUUCUGCUGCUGUUAUGUCCUCAGCGGAUUCUUCCAUCUUGUCAGCAAGUUCAAUGUUUGCUCGGAAUAUCUACCAGCUUUCUUUCAGACAAAAUGCAUCAGACAAAGAGAUUGUUUGGGUCAUGCGCAUCACGGUGUUUGUUUUUGGAGCAUCUGCAACAGCCAUGGCCUUGGUGACGAAGACGGUGUAUGGACUGUGGUACCUCAGCUCCGACCUGGUGUACAUCAUCAUCUUCCCUCAGCUACUCUGUGUGCUGUUCAUCAAGGGAACCAACACCUACGGCGCUGUGGCAGGUUACGUGUCUGGCCUUUUCCUGAGAGUAACUGGAGGGGAGCCCUACUUGUAUCUGCAGCCCCUGAUUCUCUACCCUGGCUACUACUCUGAUAAAAACGGCAUAUAUAAUCAGAGGUUCCCCUUUAAGACACUCGCCAUGGUCACCUCCUUCUUAGCCAAUAUUGGAAUCUCUUAUCUAGCCAAAUACCUCUUCGAAAGCGGAACCUUGCCACCGAAGUUGGAUGUCUUUGAUGCUGUGGUUGCGAGGCACAGUGAAGAAAACAUGGAUAAGACGAUUCUGGUAAAAAAUGAAAAUAUUAAAUUAAAUGAACUUGCGCCUGUGAAACCUCGACAGAGCCUAACACUGAGCUCUACCUUCACCAACAAGGAGGCUUUCCUGGAUGUGGAUUCCAGUCCAGAGGGGUCUGGGACUGAAGACAAUUUGCAAUGA
This is a messenger RNA of Ochotona curzoniae (black-lipped pika), 1743 nucleotides long. It is a transcript of the gene SLC5A7, whose product is annotated as solute carrier family 5 member 7. The transcript is spliced from 8 exons. Gene Ontology annotation, cellular component: synapse; axon; plasma membrane. NCBI's taxonomy places the organism in Eukaryota, Metazoa, Chordata, Mammalia, Lagomorpha, Ochotonidae. The coding region runs from base 1 to 1743 and encodes 580 amino acids. The record is from RefSeq and is a predicted model, not a curated record. Gene Ontology annotation, biological process: neuromuscular synaptic transmission; choline transport; acetylcholine biosynthetic process. Gene Ontology annotation, molecular function: choline:sodium symporter activity.